This is a messenger RNA of Sesamum indicum (sesame), 1618 nucleotides long. It is a transcript of the gene TOM3, whose product is annotated as tobamovirus multiplication protein 3. The record is from RefSeq and is a predicted model, not a curated record. Lineage: Eukaryota; Viridiplantae; Streptophyta; Magnoliopsida; Lamiales; Pedaliaceae.
UUGGACCAGCAAAAGCAAAGCGGGCGAUCACGUACGUACCCCACAAUUCCUCUCGCACAGCCGAAUUUAUUCAAGAACGGUGGGUGACUCGGCAGCCGAGAGUUUUCCCUUUCCCAAUUUCAUCCUCACACACAAUUCCAAAUCCAAAUCCAAAUUCAAUUCCAGAACCGCCCUCUCAAAGCAAACACGCGCACCCCACUUUUCUCCCCUACCUUCAUCCACGUGUUGACGAUUCCUAUAAACUCCUUUCUCCACCUCUCCUUCUCUCACCGCCCCUUCAAGAAUUUUCCCCUAAAUCAACGACCCAUAUUCGAUUUCAGUUGGGAGGAAGCCGAAUAGUUUUUUUUUUUUGAUCCGGAACCCUAAAAUCUUUCGUAGUAUUCUGGUUGCGGUCCGCGGAUAUGGUUGCGGAGGUGGCCGUGCUGGCGCUCCGACUUAAGGACGCAACGAGUUGGUGGGACACAGUGAAUGAGUCGGCCGCUUGGCAGGAUCGUAUAUUUCAUGUUCUCGCCGUGCUUUAUGGGAUCGUUGGCGCUGUUGCCCUUAUACAAUUGGUGAGGAUACAAUUGAGAGUACCGGAGUACGGUUGGACUACCCAGAAAGUAUUCCAUUUCCUCAAUUUCUUGGUCAAUGGAGUUCGUUGCGUAGUGUUUGCAUUCCGUCGGGAUGUUCAAAAGUUGAACCCGCAGAUUGUUCAACAUAUCUUGCUUGAUAUGCCAAGUCUUGCGUUUUUCACGACGUAUGCAUUGCUUGUAUUAUUCUGGGCGGAAAUUUAUUAUCAGGCUCGUGCUGUAUCUACUGAUGGGUUGAGGCCCAGCUUUUACACAAUAAAUGGUGUGGUGUAUGCGAUUCAGAUAACUUUGUGGUUAAUUCUAUGGUGGAAGCCCAUUCAUGUAGUGAUGAUUUUAUCCAAAGUUUUCUUUGCAGGUGUUUCUUUAUUUGCAGCCCUGGGGUUUCUUCUCUAUGGUGGAAGAUUAUUCUUAAUGUUGCAACGAUUCCCUGUGGAGUCAAAAGGACGGCGCAAGAAACUACAGGAGGUUGGCUAUGUGACAACAAUAUGUUUUUCAUGUUUUCUGAUUAGAUGCAUCAUGAUGUGCUUUAAUGCAUUUGAUGCAGCUGCAGAUCUAGAUGUCCUGGAUCAUCCUAUUCUUAAUUUUGUUUACUACCUGCUAGUGGAGAUCCUACCAUCGUCGCUCGUUCUCUUCAUAUUGAGGAAAUUGCCUCCAAAACGCGGGAUAACACAAUAUCAUCCUAUCCGGUGAUGGGAAGCAGAUAAUAAAUCAGGGUAACAACUGGAGGGUUGGGAGGAUGAUGAUGAUGAUGAUGAUGCGAUUAGGUUUCAAGAUAGCUCCUAGCUGAAACUAAGCAGGGGCCGGAACCUUCUCAGUGUAAGGGCGAACCUCCCUGUGAAUGUCGGCUUGCUCUCAAAUGCAGUUUGCACUUCUCCUUUCUUUUCUUCCUUUUUUCUUUCCCUCCCCGGCUAGUUUGAAGUUGUGAAUGUUGAACGUAAAAGUGUAGUUGAAAGUGUAAAAUGCACAUUGUGUCACCUUUUCAAACCAAUUAUUUUCUUUGUAAGAUGUCAGUUUGAGGAGAAAUUAUUGAUGUGAUUUUUUGUGUU